Messenger RNA from Aspergillus aculeatus ATCC 16872, 246 nucleotides. RefSeq lists its product as uncharacterized. Lineage: Eukaryota; Fungi; Ascomycota; Eurotiomycetes; Eurotiales; Aspergillaceae. The record is from RefSeq and is a predicted model, not a curated record. The transcript is spliced from 2 exons. The coding region runs from base 1 to 246 and encodes 81 amino acids.
AUGUCCCUCAUCCAAGACCGAAUUAUGGAGGAGCUACGCAAAUGGCGCAAGAAGCCUCUCUUCGGAUUCUACGCGCGACCCAGCCGAAACCGCCAGGGUGUCCGCGACAUGAAGAAUUGGGAGUGCGGAAUUCCAGGCAAGGCGGGCACCAUGUGGGAGGGGGGUCUUUUCAAGAUGCUGAUGAUAUUUCCUGAUGGUCGGUUGACUUUGCUGCAAUUUACGCAAAACAAUCCAGACCAGUCGUAA